CAAAAACUUCAAAAGAAGAAUUGUACUCGUUCAGCUAAGUGCCUAGGUUAUAGUUUACUUCUCUAGGCUUAUUAUAUAUUGUAUUUCUCUUAUCAUUUUUCCCGUUCACCUGAAGGAGCGCACACGCUAUUCACUUUUGACCCGGCGAGGAAGUGAAGACAAAAUCAAAAUCAAAAACAAAAACACGAUGACCGGAAACACAAUUCCAGCAGUGCCUCGGUCGUAUGCAGAGGAAGAUCCUCUCUUACUGGGACGGGAUGAAGAAAAGUCGAAAACUUACCAUGCAGGAGGAGCUGAAGUUGAUGACACCCGCGUGCCACAAUCCGAACAAUUUAACGAAUCCUCUGGUCGCAGUUCCCCCUGUCUCCCGAUCUGGGCCAUUGUGCUCAUCGCGUUUCUGUCCCUCGGCGCUGUGGCGGGUGCGACGGCGGGAGUCAUUGUCGCGGUUAAUCAUGCGCGGUCUACUAUGGAACUGUCAGGAUUGAAAUCGUCAAAGUUGAAAUUAUAGUUUGAUGAUAUCAUGCAUAAAAUACAACGCAGAAAGUGCCUGUCUUGCAGAGUAGGCAAAAGGACCAGACUGUAAGCCUGUUUCGGGGUAGUUAGAAAUAGAGCUGCUAAAGUAGCAUGACAAGAGGCGUCUUCCUUACGCUUACCGGAACAGUAUUACAAACUGGAUUUCGGCUCUACUGAAAUUUGUCGUGCGCCGCUUCGAAGUUGGGCCUCCAACUGGUAUCCAUCUUAUGCAUUACAAGUUAUUUCAACUUUGUCGAUUUCAACUCUGACACAUCCAUAUCUAAUGGCAAAGGCAACGGCGGGGGCAAUGGCGCUUUCACCCCCACACAUAUCGACGCCGCCCAGUACUACGCGCACGAGCGCACGAAUGGGCAAACCGUAAGGCAUAUCAAAUGUAAAAGUGUCUGGGUCCUCUGGAAGAAUGCAACUUGUGAUGCUGCAGCUGCAUUUGGUUUUCAAAAAAAUGAAAAUCUGUAUUGCAUGAGCAGCAAAGGGAAUGCAAUUUUUGCUACGGGAAGUAGAGGGCAUUUGUCGCGCGGAAUAGGCAUGAUCCAGAAGCCCUCCAAAAAUCUCUGAUGCUAGGGCAAAAAUCACGACCGACAUCAUGGACGGCCAUGCAAAACUUGCAUGACAAGUCUCAGAAUCUUCCAGACCCAGACACUUUUGCACUUGAUAAGGCAGAUCGUCGCGAACCUCCGCGGUAUAUUGAAUGCAAACGCGCCAUCAAAUACGGCUC
This is a messenger RNA of Amoebophrya sp. A120, 1249 nucleotides long. NCBI's taxonomy places the organism in Eukaryota, Dinophyceae, Syndiniales, Amoebophryaceae. The record is from the annotation of a GenBank genome assembly.